Messenger RNA from Diaporthe batatas, 1367 nucleotides. RefSeq lists its product as uncharacterized. The transcript is spliced from 2 exons. Gene Ontology annotation, molecular function: oxidoreductase activity. Lineage: Eukaryota; Fungi; Ascomycota; Sordariomycetes; Diaporthales; Diaporthaceae. The record is from RefSeq and is a predicted model, not a curated record. The coding region runs from base 109 to 1146 and encodes 345 amino acids.
GAGAACUCUUCACCUCACCACUUAAUUGUCUUUGUCUGACGUCCACGGGUACCAGACCUCACUCAUCAACCCAAAUCACAAAGCCUUGAAGGAGAUCAGAUCAACAAGAUGGCGCCUUCAACUGUGAAGCAAUGGACGAUCACAAGCACUGAGAAGGGCUUCGAUGGCCUAGAGUUUGGCGAUGCGGAGUUGCCCAAGGUGGGCGAGAAAGACGUCUUGGUCAAGAUACAAGGGGCCUCGCUGAACUACCGUGACCUCAUCAUCCCCAAGGGCAAAUACCCCUUUCCCGCCAAGCCCCCGAUCGUUGCCUUGUCAGACGGUGCUGGUGAGGUCGUCGAAGUCGGAAGCAGUGUCACCAGGUUCAAGCCCGGCGACAAGGUCGUCACACUCUUCAACCAGGGCCACCAAUUCGGCCCCGUAGACAUCCCCGCAGCGAGCAGCGGCCUCGGCGGUGCCGUCGACGGCGUGUUGCGAGAAUACGCCGUCUUGAACGAGAACGGCCUCGCCCGUGCUCCCGCAAAUCUGAACCCUCUCGAGACGGCGACCCUGACGUGCGCCGGCCUCACGGCGUGGAACGCGCUGUACGGCCUCAAGCCCCUCCUCCCGGGCCAGUGGGUCCUCGUCCAGGGCACAGGUGGCGUGAGCCUCUUCGCCCUGCAGUUCGCCAAGGCCGCCGGCGCAAAGGUCAUCGCCACCUCGUCCUCGGCCGACAAGCUCGAGACCCUCAAGAAGCUGGGGGCCGACCACGUUAUCAACUACAAGGAGGACACGAACUGGGGCCCCACGGCCAAGAAGCUGACGCCCGGUGGUGCCGGUGUGGACCACAUCAUCGAGGUCGGCGGCGCCGCGACGCUCGAGCAGAGCGUGCAGGCUAUCAAGUUUGAGGGCAUCAUCACCAUCAUCGGAUUCUUGGGCGGCGUGAAGGCGAAGACGUCGGCGCUCGACGCGCUGAACCACAUCUGCACGUUCCGAGGCAUCUACGUCGGAAGCCGACAGCAGCUGGAGGAAAUGGUCGCAGCCAUCGAGGCUAACGACAUCCACCCCGUCCUCGAUAAGACAGUCUUCAGCCUGGAGCAGACGAAGGAGGCGUACGAAUACAUGUGGGCGCAAAAGCACUUCGGCAAAGUUGCCAUCAAGGUGGAGUAAGACACGACCUAAAGUGCUGUUCAAAUAGGUGGAUGACGUUCCACAUUGAGAGCCAAUCUGGAUGGGCCAGAACUGUAAUUUAUUGUCCGAGAUACCGAAGGGUUUAGCUUCCCCUGCGUGCGAGUUUCAUGCUAUUAUAAGCCAUCCCAGCCCGAGCAACAUCACGACGUGAAUCACCAAGUCGCUGCUAGAACAUUUGAAUGAGAAAAAUUAUACACCGG